CUGUUUUUAAAAGUUACAAUCAACAAAAAAUAAAAUAAAAUAAAAUAAAAUAAAACCUACGUAAUAUUGCUGAAGCAGACUUGAAGAACGAUGUUUUUUCAUAAUCAACCAAUAACAUCUGAGCUUGCAGCAGAAAAUGGCCUCACGAAAAUGAGGUCGAAGUUAUUUGUCCAUAACUUCCUUAUCCAGUUAUUUCGAACUGCUCCACCUCGUCUCUUGUAAUUGCCGUCGUAUCUUUGUAUUCUUGCCCAGAAUUAGUUUCCUGGGGGAACAUUCUGUUAGCAUCAACGAAGAGCCGCAUCUAAAUCUGGGGCAUUUAUAUUUAUUUUACAAAACACCGGGAAGUACCAAGGACGGCAAGCUGGAAGAACUCAUUACAUUUUCAGAAGACUGCGACAUUCUUGUAAAACAAUUCCUUCGAAUCAGAAUCAAAGAGGUAUAUUCUUGUCGAAUAUCUCUUUAUUCUUUUCUCCAUUUUUGUUUUUGCACUUGUAUUUAUAUGAACUGGGCUAAACUGACGUGAUUGUAUAGCAAUAGUGCAAAAUAAACAAAAUGAACUACGAAAAUUAUGAUCCUUCUUUCCCUGAUCAGCCUGUUGUGGAUCUCUACCUCCCUCUUUGGGCUAAGCUGCCAGCCUUCCGCUCCAAGCCAGCUUUCAUUUGGGCUACUGGUGACUCCGCCAAUGAAGGCAAGGUUUCACUGACACUCACCUAUGCUCAACUCAAUGAGUCAGUGCAGACUAUUUCUUCUCAACUGUUGCUUCCAUUGCAGAGAGGUGAUACUGUUGUUGUUUUGUGCCCACCGGGGCUUCAGCUUGUUGAGGUCAUCUUUGGUUGCCAAAGAGCGGGCCUUUUGAGCAUACCAAUAUUUCCGCCUCACCCUUCUUUUGCUGAUGAAAAUUAUCACCAUCUUGUCAGAGUUCUGUCGCAGACAAAGCCUAAAGCUGCAAUAGCUCACCCGGGUUACAUUGCAAGUGUUGGAGAAUACAUUUCUUCGUCCUCUAACAAUAAGAAUCUUGCACUUAUGUUGCGAAACAUAAGGUGGAUUUCUACAGAUGAUAUCACAGCUAAAAGGGCUGAUUCAAAUGUGGGCUCUUUGCUGUAUGCUGGGUGCGAACCAGAUGAAGUGUAUUUGAUUCAAUACACUUCAGGCUCAACUGGGAUCCCAAAGCCGGUGCUUGUGACCGCAGGCUCUGCUGCUCACAAUGUUAGAACAGCUAGAAAGGCUUAUGAUCUUCACCCCAAUAGUGUUAUUGUCUCUUGGUUGCCUCAGUACCAUGAUUGUGGCCUCAUGUUUCUGCUACUGACUAUUGUAUCAGGUGCAACAUGUGUGCUAACAUCACCUAAUGCAUUUCUUAGGCAGCCAAGGCUAUGGCUGGAGCUUAUUACGGAGUUCAAAGCUACUUGCACUCCUGUUCCAUCAUUUACAUUGCCACUAGUUGUGAAGCGAGGUGGCGUUGAUAAAGGGUCUUCACGAAUAAACCUAUGGAGUAUGAAGAACCUGAUCAUCAUUAAUGAGCCUAUUUACAAGAAAUCGGUAGAAGAAUUCGUUCAUUCGUUCAAAGACUUUGGACUUAAUCCAUCGUCUAUCUCUCCAUCUUACGGCUUAGCAGAGAACUGCACUUUUGUUUCAACUGCCUGGAAGAACAACAACAACUCAGAUAAUACUUUCCAAAACCUCCCCACUCAUAAACAACUCUUACCUACUGCAAGACUUGCUUCGAGCCAUGAAGAAGACGAGGACAUAACAAUUGUAGUGGUAAAUGAAAACACACAUGAGCCUGUUGAGGAUGGAGUUGAAGGUGAGAUUUGGGUUUCAUCUCCAAGCAAUGCCUCCGGCUAUCUCGGCCAUCCCUUCUUAACUCGCGAGAUAUUUCAAGCAAGGCUGGGCAACAUGGCGAGCAAGUGCUUUGUUCGCACUGGAGAUAGAGGAAUCGUCAAGGGAGAAGAAAGAUUCCUCUUUGUGACAGGUCGAUGUUCAGAUGUUAUAAAGCUUGCAAACAGCGAAGAAAUUCACCCUCAUUACAUCGAGACAGCUGCUUAUACUGCUUGCCCAAAGUACCUCAGAGGAGGCUGCCUUGCUGCAUUCAAGAUUUCAAGAACAAUAGCUCUGGUUGCUGAGAUGCAUAGAAGUGAGAAAGAUAUCAGGGUGUUGAGGAUGAUCUGCGAGAAGAUGAAGCUGAGUGUUUUCAAAGAAGAGGGGCUUGAAGUAGGGAUGGUGUUUCUGGUAAAGAGUGGAGACGUUCCAAAGACAACUUCAGGUAAAAUACAAAGAUGGGCAGCCAAGAAUAAGCUUAUGAAAGGUCAAAUGAGUAUAGUAAUGGAGAUGGGACUGGACAAUGUGUCAGCCACAACUGAAGCAAGUCAAAGGAAAGGAAGAGGCCUGAUAGGUAACGGUGAAGAUGAAGAGGUUUUUGUUUCCUCCGUAAACUAUCAAACGCGUCCCUUCUUGCUCUCUCAAUUGUGAGAUUUGUGCUUGAAAUAUUGUAAUUAUUUGUGUUGUUUUGCUGUUUAAUAUAUACGUACUCAUAAAUCACAUGUAUGGUAGGAUUGGAUUUCAAUCGAAUUCAAAUAAAACCUAACUCAAGGUUCUUG
Messenger RNA from Mangifera indica (mango), 2594 nucleotides. RefSeq names its product long-chain-fatty-acid--AMP ligase FadD26-like. NCBI's taxonomy places the organism in Eukaryota, Viridiplantae, Streptophyta, Magnoliopsida, Sapindales, Anacardiaceae. The record is from RefSeq and is a predicted model, not a curated record. The coding region runs from base 553 to 2466 and encodes 637 amino acids. The transcript has a single exon. Gene Ontology annotation, biological process: lipid biosynthetic process.